AUGUUGAGAGGAGCUUCUGUUGUUCGAAAUACAGCUCGUUUGACAGUUGGAAAGUCGGUUCGUCCCUACACCCCCAAGCGACUUUACACCAGCACUACUGCCACUAUCGAAGAAAAGAAGUCUGGAUCAAUUGGAAAGAAGCUCUUAUGGGCCACUCUUUUGACCGGUACAGCCUACUCAGGCGCUACCUAUUUAGCACUUAAAAACGAAGCAUUCUACGACACCUACACUACAUAUGUCCCUGGAGGUGAGCAGCUGUUGGACGCGUUAGAGGAUUGGGCUGCUGAUGAUCGCAUUCAACAAUUCUACAACCAAGCCAAGCAACUGCAACAACAGACUUCAUCUACAACUGAGACUAUUAAGAGCUAUGCAGCCAGCACCAAAGAAUCUGCUCAAGAUUGGUACGAAUAUAUUUCUGACGCCAUUGCUCAAAUCAGAGGUGACAAGGAAGCACCUAUUGCUCCUGGUACUGGACCCACACCAUCCAACGACAAACGUUUCCGCAUCAAGAAGGCUACCAAGAAGGACUCCUUGUUUGCCAAUGUCAUUCACAGCACUGAGCCUCAACCUUUACCUACCUUUGCAAAGGCCAACGAGGAGAUUGUCAAUGAAUUAGGAUCCACAGUGCAAAGAUUGGUCACCAUGUUGAACGAGGCUGGUAUGUCGGGCCAUGCUAAGCGUCUUGUCGAUUUUGCUACUCGUGAUUUAGAGAGCCUUGACAAGGCCUUUACACUGAUCAAGGGAGAGGAACAAAAGGCACAUGAUGAGAUCAAGGCAUUGGAGAAAGAAUUAGAAGCUGCUAAACAACACAUUGAAGCACACCAUCAACAAGUAGACCAAAAGAUCAAGGAUGCUGAAGCCAAGGCUUCUGCUCGUGUGGAGAGUCAAGUUAAGCACAUUGAAGCUGAUAUUGCAUCUGACAAGGCUGAAUUGGAGAGACAAUUGCAAGCUAUUCACACCAAAGAAUUGACUUCUCAACGUCAACAUCACUUGAAGCAAUUGCAAGAGGAGCUCAAGGAAAAAGCCAUUGAGAUCCAAAAGGAAUACGUGGCUCAAGUGCAACGUCAAGUAGAGGGAGAACGUGGUGGCCGUUUGUCCAACAUUGAAGCUGUUUCUAACAAACAGGCCGAAUUCGAAAAGUUGGCUUCUGCUGAUGUCGAGCUUUUGGAUGAUGUCCGUAAAGCUCAUCAAUUGGUCGCUGCUAUUGAUGCCUUGAAGCGUGCAGCUCUUAAAGGCGAAAAGACUCAGUUUGCCUUGGAAUUAGAGACAUUGAAGCGCCUCAGUGCAAAGACGCCCUUUGCCAAAGUGGGUGAACGUCAGAGCGAUGAAUUGAUUCAAUUGGUGACAUCCAGCAUCCAAGAGCAUGUGGCUCAACAUGGCAUUACUUCCAUUGCUUCAUUGUCUGAGCGUUUUGAAACUGUCGCUCGUGAAGUGCGUCGUGCUUCACUGAUACCUGAGCAAGAUGCUUCCAUGAUUUCUCAUCUCAUCUCUAUUGUGUUGAGUAGCUUUAUGUUUACCAAGAAGGGUCUGGUAGCUGGUGACGAUGUAGAAUCAAGAUUGGCUCGUGCUGAAUACUACCUCAACACAGAGAAGGAUUUGGAGAGUGCUGCUAGAGAAAUCAAUCAGUUGACUGGCUGGCCCAAGCGUUUAUCUUUGGAUUGGUUAGACGCUGCUCGUCGCCAUUUGGAAGUCAAGCAGGCUUUGGAAAUCAUGAGAUCUCAAGCUUCUUUGAUCAGCAUGUUGCAAGCUAAAUAG
Mucor velutinosus is the source of this 1755-nucleotide messenger RNA. RefSeq lists its product as uncharacterized. Gene Ontology annotation, biological process: cristae formation. The record is from RefSeq and is a predicted model, not a curated record. The transcript is spliced from 2 exons. Gene Ontology annotation, cellular component: MICOS complex. NCBI's taxonomy places the organism in Eukaryota, Fungi, Mucoromycota, Mucoromycetes, Mucorales, Mucoraceae. Bases 1 to 1755 code for a protein of 584 amino acids.